Messenger RNA from Phalaenopsis equestris, 1200 nucleotides. Its product is annotated as non-specific lipid-transfer protein 4.1-like. NCBI's taxonomy places the organism in Eukaryota, Viridiplantae, Streptophyta, Magnoliopsida, Asparagales, Orchidaceae. Bases 350 to 922 code for a protein of 190 amino acids. The transcript has 3 exons. The record is from RefSeq and is a predicted model, not a curated record.
GAAUCUUGUUAUAUGAAAUUGAACCAUCAUACUAUCUCCGAAAAGAAGAAAAUGCUUAUUAAAAUUCUAUCAUCUUCCCUUCUCCUUACCCACAUAUUACUAAUUUCAAGCCACAAAUCCAUUUUUCUGAAAACAUGAUCUCACUUCUGCAACAAAACUGUAUCAGAUUGCCAACAAUUAUACUUCAAAACAACUCCAACGGCUCGCAACCACCAACCAGAAGGAGUUGGAGAGUUUGAUCAUCCGCCGAAUCAUCACUACCAUUCCUAUAAAUCCCAAACCCCCUUCCAAACCCAAUUAUCAGUCGCGAAACUUCCUCUCUCAAGCCAAAACUUAAAAAUCCUUAACAAUGGCUGCCGGAGUGUUACAAAUGAGCCUUGCUGUGCUACUUGUGACAGCAAUGUGUUUCAUCCUUUCUUCAGCUCAGCUGGGGUGCUUGCCGGCGAUCAGCAGCCUAUCUCCAUGCCUCAGCUUCUUGAACAGCAACUCAUCGACACCUUCAGACGCCUGCUGCUCUCAGGUGGCUGCUGUGGUGAAAACUCAGGGCUUGUGCCUCUGUUCCUUUCUCGGCAGUUCAGCUGCCACCCAGCUUGGCUCCAUUGUCAAUCAGGCGCAGGCUCUCUCCCUCCCAGGAGCUUGCAAGGUUGAUAACCCACUCGUAAACCAGUGCAGCGCUAUGUCAAACUCACAAACACCAGUAACACAGUCGCCUGCGGGAGCGCUUCCUCCGGCUUCACAGGAAACGCCGAGUGAUCAAAUUCCGACCACCGCAUCUGCUCCGGCCUCUUUGCCGGCCCUUCCUGCAGGUAGUGGCAAGGCUGGAGAAUCAUCGGCUGCGGCAGCUUCUGCGGCAAAGUUCGUGCCUGUCGUCUUCUUCCUUCCCUUGGUGGCUUCAUCUGUUUUUUUCUUGCCAGUGUUCUGAGUUCUGUUACUUGAGCUACAAGAGGAUGUUAUCGUUUUAUAUGACCGUUUAUUUUCUUCUUAUUUGUUUGAGAUAUGUAUUGGGAUUGAAAGUUUUGUUCUUGUAGCUAUGGUUGGGCUGAAAAUUCUUGAUUGUUUCAUUUGGUAAUAGAUUGGAUUGGAUUGUUGUUAAGACUGAGGUAUAAAUUUCGGUUUUUGAGGGAUUAAUAUGAUAUUAAGGGGAUUGAUCAUCAAGGGAAGGACCAAUAUAUAGGCUAGGCAAAUAUACUAAUACUAAUA